GUGUCGUCUUGAGCCUGAAAAUUAUGACAGUUCUAUAACAGGGAGUUUUCGUAGUGGUGAUCGCGUUACAGUUUAGCCCAACUAUUGUUUGCUCACGCCCAGAUUUCAUUCUUUAAUAAGGAAACGAAAAAUAGAACAGAGUAAUUCUAUUUCGUUCCAAUAAUUAGUCUGCACGAUAAUAUAAAAGGAGGCCAGGAAAACAACAAAAAAUGUCUGCUGGACCAUACAAUUAUUCCUACAUAUUUAAAUACAUAAUUAUUGGUGACAUGGGAGUUGGAAAAUCAUGUUUACUUCAUCAGUUCACUGAGAAGAAAUUUAUGGCUGAUUGUCCCCAUACAAUAGGUGUUGAAUUUGGUACAAGAAUAAUUGAAGUGGCAGGCCAGAAAAUCAAACUUCAAAUUUGGGAUACAGCUGGGCAAGAGCGUUUUCGUGCUGUUACUCGAUCAUAUUAUAGAGGAGCAGCUGGGGCUUUGUUGGUUUAUGACAUAACACGGCGAUCCACAUAUAAUCAUCUCAGCAGUUGGCUAUCAGAUGCCAGAAACUUGACAAACCCCAAUACUGUAAUUUUUUUGAUUGGAAACAAAUCUGACCUAGAAGCCCAACGAGAUGUAACUUACGAAGAAGCGAAACAAUUUGCUGACGAAAACGAGCUACUCUUCAUUGAAGCUAGCGCAAAAACAGGUGAUAAUGUCGAGGACGCCUUUCUCGAGACCGCAAAAAAGAUUUAUCAGAACAUUCAGGAUGGCAGUUUGGAUUUGAAUGCAGCUGAAUCCGGCGUCCAGCAUAAACCGCUUCAGCCUGGAAGAAGUCAACCUCAAAAUCAACCAAAUCCAACAAAAGAAGGUUGCGCGUGCUAAUUCAACCAGUGGAUUAUAAUUUAGCUGUUUGUCCAGCCAAGUGAAGAACUAUGUCCUAUGUAUUACAAAUCUUUCAGAAGUUGGGAGACAAAUGGAUGAGAGAUAUGCUUGGUUCAAGGAAAGUGUUAGUGUAUCAAAUUUGAUGCAUAUUAAACUUUAAUGUUUUCUGGGAUUACGAGAAGAGAAAUAAAAAUUUGAAUCGUU
Daphnia carinata is the source of this 1061-nucleotide messenger RNA. RefSeq names its product ras-related protein Rab-14 (gene Rab14). Gene Ontology annotation, biological process: Golgi to endosome transport; defense response to bacterium; endocytic recycling. The transcript has 7 exons. Gene Ontology annotation, cellular component: recycling endosome; phagocytic vesicle; trans-Golgi network. The record is from RefSeq and is a predicted model, not a curated record. Lineage: Eukaryota; Metazoa; Arthropoda; Branchiopoda; Diplostraca; Daphniidae. Gene Ontology annotation, molecular function: GTP binding; GTPase activity. Bases 210 to 857 code for a protein of 215 amino acids.